GGGCGCUGCGCGCAUGCCGGACCCGGAUCGCCGCCCGGGCUCGCGCCCUGGGCUGGUCCGCCACCGCGGUCCCGGGCAGCCGGGAUGUCGGUGCAGUACACCCUCAACCUGCGCGUCUUCUGGCCCUUGGUAACCGGCCUGUGCACCGCCCUCGUGUGCCUCUACCACGUCCUGCGAGGAGACAGCGCCGCCAGGACCGAGUCCCCCGAUGGUGCGGACGGCGGCUUCCCGCUGCUCAAAGUGGCCAUCCUGCUCCUGCUAGGCUAUGCCCUUCUGCGCUGUCGCCACGCUAUCCGGCAGCGCUUUCUGCCUGUCUCUUCCCGCGUGGUGGGCCACUACGCCUCCCCCACUAGACACCUCCCGGAACCGGGCCUUAGCAUCUUGCUGGAGAGUUACUACGAGCACGAGGUGCGCCUGUCGCCACACGUGCUGGGCCACAGCAAAGCGCACGUGAGCCGGAUCGUGGGCGAGCUGGUGCGGGCUGGCUGUAUCCGGGGGUCCCCCAGCCCCAUAUCCGGGGGAGCGUUGGCCUUGGCUUUCCGCGGGGACUUCAUCCAGGUGGGCAGCGCCUACGAGCAGCACAAGAUCCGCCGGCCCGACAGCUUCGACGUGCUGGUGCCUCUGCGCCUGCCGCAGUUGGUGGUGCUGGAGCCACGCAGCCUGGGCGCAGAGCCCGCUCUGGACCCCGCCUUCCGCAGCUGCUUCGUGUGCGCCGUUAAGGCGCCACCCUCGACAUCAACAUCAGGAACGUCUGGGGGCCAUUGGCUCCGGAACUGCAAACCCUUUGCGGACAGCUUCUGUGUGGAUGUACGUGGCCAGCGCCACCUCUCUGCCACUUUGGUGCUGCGCUGGUUCCAGUCGCACCUGCAGCGCUCCCUGGCCACCGUACGCUACAAACUGGAAGAGUGCUGUCGGGUCAGCCUGACCCCUGGCGGCCUGGAGCAGCCUCCUAUCCUACACAUCCUGCCAUGCCGUACAGAUUACGGCUGCUGCCGCCUUUCCAUGGCUGUGCGUCUCAUCCCUGCGGUCCAUCUCGGGGACAGCAUCUUCCUUGUGGCACCACCCCCGCCACCCUCCCCUAGUGGGUCCCACUCGGAGCUCCCAGGAGGCCUACGCUCAGAGGCACUGUGGGGUGUGAACACAGCCCGCCAGGAACAGAAGCUGCUGAGUUGGCUUCAGGAACGGGCCAGUCCAGGUGCCUGCUACCUCAAGUGCCUGCAGUUGCUGAAAGCUCUGCGUGAUCUGGGUGCCCGUGGGCUGGACCCGAUGGCUGCCACCCAGUGGGGACACAUCCUAUCUUCUUAUGUGCUCAAGACGGUGCUGCUGACAAUGUUGCUUCGCAAGGGGUCUCCAGGGCAAGGCUGGAAUGAGGCAUAUUUGAGUGAAUGCUUGGAGGAGUUGGUGCAGUUCCUCAAGGCCUGCCUGCUGGGACGCCAGACGCUCUUCCACUGCAUUCUGGGCCCUGGUAGGGCAGCCUCUGAGGUGGGCCCUCUGCCCAAGGUACUUCGAGAAGCUGCCCCAGUAGACCUCCUGGCUGCUUUCGACAUGCAUGCCCGAGAGCUAGUUGCAGCAAGGUUGCUGUCCACUUGGAGAAGGCUGCCCCAGCUUCUCCGGGCCUAUGGGGGUCCCCGCUAUCUUGCCAGGUGUCCUCCACCCUGGAGUCAGCGCAAUCAAGGGUUCCCUGAACAUGAACCAUAGACAGACAGCUCCCUCACCUGCCUGAAUGCUCCUAAAGCCUUUCCCACUGGUUAGGAGUGGAGUGUUGGAGGGGUUGAAUGCCUCAGGUGGGCUGCCAGAGAUGGUGAACAAGCUGGGGGAUGCCAGAGGCUUUAAUGGCAUAAAUGUCAUUCCCUGGCUGCAUAAACCACAACCCAACCCAAGUAACUACAUCUUCUUCACACCCACUUAUGUUCUGGGUAAACCAGGGAAUGAAACACAACCACAGCUACUGAGAGUAGGUCCACAUAGUGAUAUGUGAAGAAUUUGGUAGAAAGAUCCAGCUCUUAGGGAAAUCAGCAAACUAAGCAUGACCAUUUGAACAGAAAGAUCCUUUUACUGGUUUUUGACAUAGAUCUCUCUGUCCCAACGUUUAUAUACAGGAGUACUUUUGACAUACCUAUUUGCUAGGUACUAGGUUCCCAAGUCUUCUUUUCUUUCUAAUCUAAAUCCACAACUGUAAUUGAAGGUAUGUUCUGCAGUUAAUAUUCUGUGGAAUAUUCACAUUAAUAUUAAUGUACUUAAAUGGUGUAAUCACAGGUGUCUGAUAGGAUUGUCAAUAAGUCACAUGUAUUGAGAGACAAUCAAGAGUUGGUUGGGAAGAUUUUCAGCACAAAUCGCACUUUAUGUUGAUCAGUUCUCUUAUUUUGUGGUGAUUGUUAUACUGCAUAUGAAAGGGGGGCCAAAAAUAUGUAUUAGGAAGUCAUGUGCAGUUUCAAAAAGUAUCCAACGUGUUCUCUUACCCUCCCCCCAGGCCACAAGCAGGGUUGCGUCCCAGGGAGUCAGAAGUCAUUCAUUGAGGGCCUACUAUGAGCCAGACACGGUGCAAGGUAGCACCAAAAUCUGUAAUUAAAACAAAGCUGGUGAGGCCAUCAAACAUGUUGGGGCUUGAAAAAGACAUAGCUCAGUGUUUGCCUAUUAAGAUGUCUGGCAAAGGCUUGCUGCUGGCUGGACACAGAAACCUUUUUUGGCUCUAGGGCUUUUUAGCAAACUCCUUUGCAAAGGUUGUUUUGUUUUGUUUUAGUUCAAGGACCUCAUGGGAAGGAAAUGAACAGUCUUCUCGGUUACCGGUAUGUUAGUGUUCCUGGUGCACGGCGAUGGUUUGUGGUUGGAAGGUACUUCUCAUUUGCCAGGCAGCCCGUGUCCCACCGGGCCAGCUUGAGGGGCUCUUGAAUUAGCCGAUGUCUUACAAAAGAUAUUGUUUGGUAGCUUGGGAUCUCUGUUUGGACAUCUGUUACUCCUAGUCAGUGGGCAGAGGAGAUAGAGCAGAGAAAAUGAGUUCGAGGAAGAGCCAGAGAAACAGCCUUUGAGAAAAGUCAUCUCGGAGGGACGGGCCAGAAGGACCACCGCUAGGAUGUUAUGUUGCAGCCAGGAAGAGCCCAUUUGCUUGCAAUCAAGGUUAGAGCGACCCACCAUGUGCUUGGCUGGCUGAACGUGCAGCCAGUCUCAGCAUUACACUUACUUGGGGAUUUGAAAAAAGAAAAACAAAGACAUGUGCUUCCUUAGACUCUUAAAAGCAAAAGUUGGAAGAUAGAAGUAGUUACAUGAAUAGGUCUUUUGUUUCAUUUCUGAGCUAUUUUGAGGGACUUCUAUAAACCUCCUUUCUUUAGGGGACCCCCUUGGCCUCUGUGGGAAAUUAUCGUGAAUAGAUGAUUUACAGGGAAUCUUUGUCAUUAGAGCUGCAUAGGCUUUUUAUAUCUGGCAACCGUGGACUGAAGGAAAAACAGCUGCAGAUGUGAGGUUGUGCUGGGGACCAUUCCCCUCGAUAUCUUAAAGUUCAUUCCCAGCUUUUGAGGCCAAUGUUUUAUCGUAUGGUACUGCAUUGAGCAAAAGGAUUAAUCCACAAGCUUCCUGCAAAGAUAUAAACUGCACAGUGUUUUUACAAAUUGCUUUUAAAUGCCAAGAGUAGAAUAUAUAUUUCCAUACUCAGCCUGAUUUCCCCUAUAGUCAUUAAAUCUACUGGGGGUGGGGGUGGAAGUGAGGCUAUUGGAUGGAUUAUAGGGCUUUAUUUUUUAUUUUGUGUAUUAUAAAGCUUUAAAAGCUGAAUUUUUGAAAUAUUUCUAGCUGAGAUAAUAGGGUCCUUUAUAAGAAUCUUAAUACUAUUUUAAAGAAUAAAUCUGGUAACAUAUUGUUCUUACGCUUUUGUUCUAGUAUGAUUUCUUUCAGGUUAGUUAGCUAAAGCCUCAUCCAUCCUCAAGGUUUUUACAUUUUAUUUUUUUAAAUUAAUAAGCAUUAUAUAUGUGAAGUUUUAAAAUAUUAAUGUUUUAUUUAAAUGCCAUGUUGAGCAAUUGUUCUCAGUACAUGGUAACCAAAACUUAAGAGAUUUCGAUCAAUUAUGAUCAAUGUUUAGUAAGCCAAAACAUGUACUGUGUACACAUGAAAUAAUACAGCAUUUUAGCCAAGUGUGAUGGUUGCCCAAGGCAUUUAAAUUAAGCUCAGUUUUGUACUUUAUUAGGGCUCCAUCACACCCUUCGUCUGAAAUGUACACAUUUUUGGUGUAUGCUUGGUACUGGAGAUUCAUGUAUACAAAUAUUCUCAUCUAAGAAGGCUGUACCAAAACGUUUUUAAUUGCUUAGCCAGUAGCCAAAGAAAAUGUUCUGGGGACGGUGACUCAGGCAUUUUGCGGUGAGACACUGGGCUGGAGCUCCCCCUGCCCGGUGUGGAGCCUUCCUGGAAUGCUCCUGGGCAGAGAAGAGAUGAGUGCUGCAAAAUGAAACUACAACCAAAAGAAGGAAUGCCUGUGAGCUCAGAGAAAUGAGAGGAAUUCAGGAAGGAAGGAAGUAGAAGGAAGAGAGGGGAGAAGGGAGCUGAGCUGCAAUUCUAUGGGGACGUGAGAGAGGUUUGGGUUAGAAAACUCAUUUUUAAGUGUGUGCUAUUUCUAGUAAGGAGUCACAAACUCAGUAGUCUGCAGGAAUAGGAAGAGAAGUAAAUAGAGAAGGGAUGAGAAAGUGGUGGGAGCUAACCCCAACUUGAAAGGGGUUAACAGUUACGCAGCUCCAUGCUGGAAAAGGGAAGGAGGGGCAGGAAAUCAGGAUUUGUUAAAGAGUGAAAUUCACAGAGUUUUAAACAAAUAAAUUUAAAAUGUCCAAAACCUCAUGUAGACUAGACAAAACGUCCGGUCGAGUCUGGGGCUACCAGUUUGUGAAAACUGCUUUCCACAGCUAACACCCGCUAAAUAUGUGGAAGAUUUUAUUCUUUGUUAUGGAGAUGGUGGUGCCGUAUAUAGCUGGGGGUAUGAUAUUUCCACUCUUUAUCUCUCAGAUUUAAGCUUUAUUGUAGGACAACCCCCCCCCCAAAAAAAAAGAAAUAAACAUGGCCACAGAUAACACUGAACUCACAGUUGCCAGGAAAUCUGGAUUGUGGCGCCAUUCUUUUGGAGUCAGAGCCUCCCUGAAACCACCCUGGGCCUGUUCUUGGCAUUUCCUUCCUGGUUACUUGGGCUAAACCCAUUCGCUCCAUUGGAGUCUGCAGAUGAGUAAUCAGGAAGGAUUGCAGAAUAACUUGUUUUGCUGUAUUUUGUAUAUUAAAAUUAAUAGCUAUUUUUGCUCAUGAUAGUCUAGCCUGUGCCUUUCUGAUGAUAGUUGGUGGCUACGAACAGCAACAAACACAGCUGGGUCUCCGAGCCAAACCUCUUAGGCUUGUCCCACUCCUACUGCCAAGAGCACAGCUCUGGUCAGAUUCUGCCGCCAAAAUCAACUUCCUACGACUCAGAAGGCAGCAGCCAAAAGUGCGCUGAGGCAGCUCGUGCAACCUGGAAUAAGAUACCUUUGCUGUCGCAUGUGACUUUGAUGUUGGUGAAGAUGUCUUCUCAUCUCUACUCAGAUGAAGAUUUUUUCCAGUGAUAGAGAAAGUGAACCUUAUCCACAUUUCCAGUGUUCCUCAAGAGGAAAACAAGUUCAGUGUUAUCAUUGUGGUGCUUGUUAGUUUUUUUUUUUUUUUUUUUAAUCACUUGUCUAUGCCUUGGACAUGUGGGGUU
Messenger RNA from Octodon degus (degu), 5692 nucleotides. RefSeq names its product ITPRIP like 2 (gene Itpripl2). Bases 85 to 1698 code for a protein of 537 amino acids. The record is from RefSeq and is a predicted model, not a curated record. The transcript has a single exon. NCBI's taxonomy places the organism in Eukaryota, Metazoa, Chordata, Mammalia, Rodentia, Octodontidae.